This is a messenger RNA of Perca flavescens (yellow perch), 2094 nucleotides long. Its product is annotated as actin filament-associated protein 1-like 2. The record is from RefSeq and is a predicted model, not a curated record. Gene Ontology annotation, molecular function: SH3 domain binding. Bases 11 to 1897 code for a protein of 628 amino acids. Gene Ontology annotation, cellular component: cytosol. Lineage: Eukaryota; Metazoa; Chordata; Actinopteri; Perciformes; Percidae. The transcript is spliced from 16 exons.
CUGUUGCUUGAUGUUUUGGACUCUGGAGCAGAGAAAUGAGAGUGAAGUUCAGCAGCAACUGAGACGACAGACAGACAUGGACAAACAGAAAGUGCUGGCCAAGCUGAUCUGGGAUCUGCAGUCCUUCCUGUCUGUUCUGGACUCUGAACAGAACCUGAGUUACAUCGCUCAGUCUCAGAAGAAAUCCAUCUCAGAGCUGCUGUCCAAACUGCAAACAAACGACACUCCUGUGGAAGAUGCUGAGUACAUGAUAAUGAGCUGUCCAUCAUCGUCUCCUAGCAACGAGCUGGCAGACAAACCUGGGACAGAAGGUGUCCAAUCUGAGCUGGUCUUAAAUCACGACUCACCUGUGUGGCUGACAAAAGGGGGCCCUGAGGUGCCACCCCUACCUCUAGGAGGUCUUGGAGGGGAUGAGGAUGAUGAAGAUACCUACGAGGAGGCGGAACCUUACCUACCUGACACAACCAUGUCUAACACUGAGAAGGCGGAGUCAGACAGCAGUCACUACGAGUCGUACGGGGAGGAAGAUGAUGAUGAUGAUGAUGAUGAUGAUGAGAAGCCUGUGAAGGACAGAGCUCACUACAUCCAAUGGAGCGCCUCCCAGCCCUGCCUAAGACCCAUCCCCGAGUCCCGCCUCUGUGGUUACCUGUGGAAGAGGAAGUGGCUCGGACAGUGGACCAAACAGCUGUUCAUCAUCAGGAGCGACGUGAUGCUGUGUUAUAAGUGUGCACAGGACCUGCUGCCUCAGCUGGAGUUGAACCUGCGCGGCUGUCAGCUCGUCUACAAGUCAAAGAGCAAUAGGAAGAUCCAGCACCAGCUCAAACUGGUGUUACUGGGCUCAGAGACACUGGUGCUGGGCUACAGCAGCUUCCAGCAGGCCGACGAAUGGAGGAGGGUGAUAGAGGAGGUGAGUGCUGGGGGUGAAGUGGAGACUCAGAGCUCGUUGUCUCUGAUCAGAUCAGACCGGCCGCUGUCCUGCAGGUCCAGUACAGUCCAGACUGACUCUGAGGAAGAGAAACCUUCAGCUGGCUGCAGCCUCAACAAAGAAAAAGGUUUCCUGAGCGUGCUGAUGAACUGUCAGUGGCAGAGUUUACUGUGUCAGGUGGAGGCAGGUCUACUCAACAUGUUUGGAGAGGAGGAGAAGGAGGAGGAGGUAGAGAGGUCGCCUCAGUACACCGUCCAGCUCAGAGGGUGCGAAGUCAGAGGCGGGCCUGACACCGACCACUCCUACAGGAUCACACUGAGCAUGCUCGGUGACCAGGUGGCUGUGCUGGAGGUGAGUAGUUCAGAUGAAAAGGAGCGAUGGCUAAAGCUGCUGCAGGACGGAGCUGCCAAUCACAGUCGCCAAGACAACAACACACAGAUCAACACAGGUGGAGCUCUCAGUGGGCUGCAGACUCGAAAGUUUCCCACCUCCAACACCUACAUGGACGACCCCUUCCACCUUAGUGGAGCAGGCCAAGACCAGCCCAUCUACUCUAACACCUCCAUACUGGAGCUCAUGCUCCACAGCUCUCAGGAUUCAGUUCACUGCAGCUCGGUGUCGUCCAGAGACUCAGUGGCCUACAGCAACACCGUCUUCACUGGCCACAACAGGAAGUCGGUGGAAGUGGAACGAGGCGUUCAGAAGCUGGAGUUAACGGGGAAGAGGACGGUGCAGCUGAGGGCGGGGUCAGAGAUCAACCUGGCGUCUGUCGGAAAGCAAAACAAACGCACCUCUUUUAGACAGUCGCUGGCCAUCUGUGGUGAGCGUGCUCAGGUGGGUUUCCUGAACCCUCUGUUGCGACGGACAGCCUCAGCUAAAAACUCUCUCAGACGAGCUCCUUCAGCGCUGUUCAUUGAACAUGGGAAGGUUUUCCAGAGGAGGAAGGAAUGGGAAACCAAAGCUGCUGCUUGAUACCAACCGUCUGUCAUCAUCAUCAUCAUCAUCAUCAUCAUCAUCAUCAUCAUCAUUAUCAUCAUCAUCUACAAACAGUCCUCUCAAUUGGAGAACUUUCUGACAUGCUUUACAAUGAGUGAAGUUACUCAUUACGGUCAGAGGUGGAGAAAGUAUAUUUUACUUCCAUAAAAGUAGUAAUACCACAGUAUAGAAAU